AUGGUUCUCUACAGCUUCUACAUCUUCGAUCGGCACACCGAGUGCAUCUACUCGCGCCGCUGGACGCCCGCCCGCCCAACCUCGUCCUCGUCCAAAGCCGCCGCCCGCCCGCCGUCUGGCGCCUCCAUCGCGAGCAAUGGCGACGUGGUUGCUGCCGUCCGCAAAGGCAUGUCGCAUUCCGACGACGAGAAGCUCGUCUUUGGCCUUGUCUUCUCCCUCCGCAACCUCGUCACCAAGCUAGGUGGCGCCGACGACACGUUCCUUUCGUAUCGCACCGGCGAGUACAAGCUGCAUUACUACGAGACGCCCACGCGCAUGAAGUUUGUCAUGCUCACGGAUACAAAGGUUAUCAACCUAAGACAGUAUUUGCACCAGAUCUGGGCCAAUCUGUAUGUGGAAUACGUGGUCAAGAAUCCGCUUGCGCCGACGGAGCACCCCGGCGGCAUAGGCGUUGCGAAUGAGCUGUUCGAGCGAGGGUUGGAGGCCUUCAUCACAGCGGUACUGCCAGUAUGA
Molecule: messenger RNA, 513 nt
Organism: Alternaria ethzedia
Lineage: Eukaryota; Fungi; Ascomycota; Dothideomycetes; Pleosporales; Pleosporaceae
Exons: 2
Coding region: 1-513 (170 amino acids)
Biological process (GO): endoplasmic reticulum to Golgi vesicle-mediated transport
Cellular component (GO): TRAPP complex
Source: RefSeq, a predicted model, not a curated record